Messenger RNA from Ilex paraguariensis (yerba mate), 701 nucleotides. NCBI's taxonomy places the organism in Eukaryota, Viridiplantae, Streptophyta, Magnoliopsida, Aquifoliales, Aquifoliaceae. The record is from the annotation of a GenBank genome assembly.
CUCUCUCACACACACACACUACAUCCAAACACCCUUUCCACUUUCUCUCUCUAAAACUGAGACACUGAUACAAAGAGAUAUAGAUCAGACAUGGGAAAGCCACAAAAACCACCAAGUGGCCGCACAAACCUAGCUUCAUGCAUUGUGGCAACAAUCUUCUUGAUAUUUGUGGUUAUUGUAAUUCUGAUCGUCUACUUCGCUGUAUUUAAACCCAAAAACCCCGAGAUCACCGUUAGCGCCAUCCAGCUUCCCACGUUCUCCAUCGCUAACGGUACCGUCAGCUUCACGUUCUCUCAGUACGGCUCCGUUAAGAACCCCAACAAAGCCGUGUUCACACACUACGACAGCUCACUGCAGUUACUCUACGCCGGCAAUCAAGUGGGCUUCAUGUUUAUCCCGGCCGGCAAGAUCGAUUCGGGUCGGACCCAGUACAUGGCUGCCACGUUCUCAGUUCAGUCUUUCCCGUUAUCGGCAGCCCAGCCGGAGAAUGUGGGCCCUACGAUUACCGAUGGGCUUAGUGGGUUUCGAGUCGGGCCCACAAUGGAGAUCGAGUCCAGGACGCAGAUGGCGGGUCGGGUAAGAGUGUUGCAUUUCUUCACGCAUCACGUGGAAGCUAGAGCUGAUUGUAGAGUGGCCAUUGCUGUAAGUGAUGGAUCUGUGUUAGGCUUUCACUGCUAGUCUUUUUUUUUUUUUUUUUUUUU